Molecule: messenger RNA, 1995 nt
Organism: Acanthosepion pharaonis
Lineage: Eukaryota; Metazoa; Mollusca; Cephalopoda; Sepiida; Sepiidae
Source: the annotation of a GenBank genome assembly
AUGUUCACAUUAUCUAUCUAUCUAUCUAUCUAUCUAUCUAUCUAUCUAUCUAUCUAUCUAUCUAUCUAUAUAUAUAUAUAUAUAUAUAUAUAUAUAUUAGAUCAAUGUGAGCCAGGUCUGGAUGCAAUAGACGGAAAACCGGGACCUGUUGGCCCGCUGGGCGAAAAAGGCGAAAGAGGUAUUGAUGGGAAGCCUGGACCAAGAGGACAAGCAGGAGCACGGGGACCGAUUGGACCCGCUGGAGCGACCGGAGCUGAUGGCGCCCCCGGAGAAGCUGGACCAAGAGGUCAACAAGGAAAGACUGGACCUGUUGGACCCGAGGGUAUCAGUGGAAAAAAAGGUGACCAAGGUUUAGCCGGCCCUCAGGGACCUCGAGGAGUAAUGGGUCCACCCGGAUUGGCUGGACCAAGUGGACGCGAUGGCCGAAACGGAAAACCAGGAAAAGACGGAAAACCUGGAAUACAAGGACCCAUUGGAAAACCAGGAUGUAAAGGAGAUCGGGGAGAACCCGGAGAACUUGGAUUGCCAGGAUUGAAGGGAGAACCUGGACUUGUAAACUUGACUCUAACUGAGGAUGAACUCGUUGACAUUUUUAUCAAAUUUCCGGGAUUCAAAGGUGAACCUGGUAUCCCUGGAGAGUCUGGUUCAGCGUUUGCAAACAUCACUGACUUGGCUGUAUUGGCUGAAUUGGCUGGACUCAAAGGCGACCGGGGUCCGCCUGGUCCACCAGGCAAAAGGGGUAAGAAAGGUGAAAUCGGAAGAGCUGGUUCCAGGGGUGAAAAAGGUUUGCCUGGACCACCCGGGCCAUUAAAAGAAGGCCCCGUAGGAAAAGACGGCCGAGACGGACCACGUGGACCACGAGGAGAAGAGGGACCCAAAGGUGAUAGGGGAGAGAAAGGUGACUCUGGUGGACCACCCGGUGAACCCGGAGUCCCAGGAGAACCAGGAAGAGAUGGAGAACCGGGCUUACCCGGAGCAUGCUGCAACUUAACGGCUCAGGAACUUAAAGAAGGUGGCAUUAUACCUGGAUGGGCAGGUUUGACAGGUGAAAAAGGAGAGAAAGGAGCAGUCGGCUUACCCGGAAUUGAUGGUUUACCAGGAGAGAUGGGAGAGGUUGGAUUACCUGGGGAAAGAGGAGAAAAGGGAGAUGCUGGAUUGCCUGGAUUACCUGGAUUGCCUGGUCCAACAGGUCCACCAGGUCCCCCUGGAAUACCAGGAAAUGCGACAAAAGGUAUGAAAGGAGAACCAGGAAGUAUUAUAUCAGCAGACUGUAAGGACGAAAACUGCCUUGAUUUGCGGGGAGAAAAAGGUGAAACUGGUAUUGGAAUUCCUGGUGAACCUGGUACGUAUAGAAAAACAAUUUUUGUUCUUUUUUUCUGUCUUUCUUUCUUUCUUUUUUCGUAUCUAUCUAUCUAUCUAUCUAUCUAUCUAUCUAUCUAUCUAUCUAUAUAUAUAUAUAUAUAUAUAUAUAUAUAUAUAUAUUCAUAUCUAUAUCUUUUCUAUCUAGCUAUUUCAUUCUGUCUAUUUAUCUCAGUCUGUUCAUAUCUAUCUAUCUAUCUAUCUAUCUAUCUAUCUAUCUAUCUAUCUAUCUACUUAUCUAUCUAUCUAUCUCAAUCUUCUCAUGCGUAUCUAUCUAUCUAUCUAUCUAUCUAUCUAUCUAUCUAUCUAUCUCAAUCUUCUCAUGCCUAUUUCAUUUCUGUCUAUUUAUCUCAGUCUGUUCAUAUCUCUCUAUCUAUCUAUCUAUCUAUCUAUCUAUCUAUCUAUCUAUCUAUCUAUCUCAAUCUUCUCAUGCGUAUCUAUCUAUCUAUCUUAAUCUUCUCAUGCGUAUCUAUCUAUCUAUCUAUCUAUCUAUCUAUCUAUCUAUCUAUCUAUCUAUCAUCUCAUGCCUAUCUAUCUAUCUAUCUAUCUAUCUAUCUAUCUAUCUAUCUAUCUAUCUAUCUGCUAUGCUUACUUUGUGAAUCCAGACGAAAGACCUUGAUCAGAGAUGUCUACUAA